AUGGCUGGCCUGACGCCCCUCCCUCCGUCAAUAACACACACAACAACACGUCUCACGCAUUUAGAAGCCCACACAUUUCUAAACACAUUCCUCAACCGCGCCGAAAUUGACGCCGCCUACCGACCAGACAGCACACUGGCGGAGCGCGGGCCCCAGGCGCUGAGCACAGGAAGCAGUCCGAACCUCACGCUCCAUCAUCUUAAGCGGAUCUUGCUGGGCAUGGAGGGAAAGAGGGUCGGGAAGCAGGCGUUUGAGGAAGAAGCAGAGGGACAAGAGACCGGAGCGUUUGGGGAGAAGGCCACGAAAAGGACGCGGGGUGACGAUGAGGCCCAGGGCGGACGGCGCUCGAAGCCCUACACCACGGUUCUGGACGUAGAAGGCGAUGCAGAAGACAGUGAUGGACCCGCACUGGUCGUGCAUCCCGAAGAUUCAUCCCCGCCGACCCGGGGCGGAAUAAACGGCACCGGCGAUGACGGAGACGACUGGCAGGAGAAAGACACGUACGACCUCGCGCAGUCGUCGGCGGGGUUGGAACUCACGAACGAAGACCGCCACCCAGGUGCCGAUCUCGAGCAGCCCGUGGACGAUGCAGAGGAACAAGAUCUCGUGGCUGUCGAGGAUGAACGGACGGGCGAACGUGUCGAUCCUAGGGAGUUUGGACACAGGAGCUCCGCUGGGAAAGGCAAGUCGAAUGUGGAUAAAGAGGAGCGGAAGAGGCUGAAAAAGUUGAAUGCCAAACUGGAGAAGUCGAAAAGGGAGGAGAACCGGAAGAAGGGAAAAGGGAAGGGGGCGUGA
Messenger RNA from Exophiala bonariae, 795 nucleotides. RefSeq lists its product as uncharacterized. The record is from RefSeq and is a predicted model, not a curated record. Lineage: Eukaryota; Fungi; Ascomycota; Eurotiomycetes; Chaetothyriales; Herpotrichiellaceae. The transcript has a single exon. Bases 1 to 795 code for a protein of 264 amino acids.